AUGCUUAAUACGUGGUUAUUGAAAGAUAAAACAAGUAGAAGUCAAAUAUGGAAGUUUCUUCAACUGAUCAGGCCUCAACUUCCGGAAUUAGAUAUAAAUAUAUCUUCUUUGAAAAUUGGCGAUCACUUGUUAUUCUUCAAUUCUCUACAAACAACACGAUUAGAUAGAGAUGGUUACUUUACACAUCAAACACCCUCCUCCCUUCUGAAUAGAUCUGAAUUACUAUAUACGAGGAGGUUAUGGGUUCAAGGUCAUAUAACAAACCAUAAUUCGUCAAUUCCUUUAGAUAUUGACGGACAGUGCAUAGAAACGAUAAAGUUCGUUAAAAAGAAGAAUAAGGACACUUUUGUUUGUAUAAACAGGAAUAUCUUAAUGCCUUCCGUAAGCAAUAAACCAUUCAUUACUGAGUUAAGAACGCUACUAUAUACUAAUACGGAGCCAUCGGAUGGCAAAACCCGUCUUAUAUCCUCCAAUACCCCAUCCUCGAGUAAGAAAAUAGGUACCUUUAGGUUUAAACGAGAAGAUAUCAUUAGUUAUAGUUACUUAACCUCUAACCCUCAUAGAAUCCAUUUGGACAGUCAAUAUUCUCAAGAGAUAGAAGGUUAUAAAGAUAUCAUUGUUCAAGGUCCGUUUUCACUUCAGGUUAUGUUGAAGUUUGCAGAUGUAUAUUUUAAGGGUACAGCCACUUCAAUAAGAAACGUUAAAUAUAAACAUAGCUCACCGAUCUAUCCAGAGACUAAAGUUGAUAUACUACUCUUGGACAAUGCAGAGGGCAAGUAUAAGUUAUGGAUGGUACCUGUGGAUUCUCUAGAUAAAACCUAUCUUUCAGCUGAGAUCGAGGUCAUCACCAAUACUAGUGGACCACUGUUAUUAUAA
Messenger RNA from Naumovozyma dairenensis CBS 421, 876 nucleotides. It is a transcript of the gene HTD2, whose product is annotated as hydroxyacyl-thioester dehydratase HTD2. Gene Ontology annotation, molecular function: (3R)-hydroxyacyl-[acyl-carrier-protein] dehydratase activity. Bases 1 to 876 code for a protein of 291 amino acids. The transcript has a single exon. NCBI's taxonomy places the organism in Eukaryota, Fungi, Ascomycota, Saccharomycetes, Saccharomycetales, Saccharomycetaceae. The record is from RefSeq and is a predicted model, not a curated record. Gene Ontology annotation, cellular component: mitochondrion.